AUGAAGCAUAAGUUGUUGUUUCUAAUUCUAGUUUUCUUAGUUCUUUGUGUAGAAGCAGAUGAUGAUGGGUUUGUGAAAACAAGAGGAGUACAGCUUAUGCUGAAUGACACCCCUUAUUAUGCCAAUGGUUUUAAUGCAUAUUGGUUAAUGUACUUUGCUUCUGAUCCAUCUCAGAGAAACAAAGUAUCAUCAACUUUUCAAGAGGCUGCAAAUCAUGGACUUAACAUAGCUAGAACUUGGGCUUUCAGUGAUGGUGGUUAUAAACCACUGCAAUACUCUCCUGGAUCCUACAAUGAGGAAAUGUUCCAGGGGUUGGACUUUGUGAUGGUAGAAGCUAGAAAAUAUGGGAUGAAAGUGAUUUUGAGUUUGGUGAACAACUAUGAGGGUCUUGGUGGGAAGAAACAAUAUGUGGAAUGGGCAAGGAGUGAGGGACAGUCCAUAAAUUCUGAAGAUGAUUUCUUCACUAAUAAUGUUGUGAAGGGUUACUAUAAAAACCACAUUAAGACAGUGCUUACAAGACAUAACAACUUCAGUGGAGUUGCUUACAAAGAUGACCCUACUAUAAUGGCCUGGGAGCUUAUGAAUGAGAUUAGAUGCUCUUCAGACCAUUCAGGAAAUACAGUCCAGGGUUGGAUUACUGAGAUGGCAUCUUACUUGAAAUCCAUUGAUGGAAACCAUUUGCUUGAAGCUGGUUUAGAAGGCUUCUAUGGACAAUCCAAGACCGAAUCUAAUCCUAACUUUCAAGUAGGAACCGAUUUUAUUGCAAACAACCAAAUCCCCAACAUCGAUUUUGCAACACUACAUUCCUACCCAGAUCAAUGGUUAUCAAGUUCAAGCUAUGAAGACCAACUCUCUUUCUUAAGGGAGUGGCUCAGUGAGCACAUCCAAGAUGCACAGAACAUCCUUCACAAGCCACUUCUACUUGCAGAAUUUGGAAUUUCCACUAAAAACUUGGGCAAUAAUAGCUCAAUACUGAGGGAUAAGUUUUUCAAUACAGUAUAUUCAGCUGUAUAUUCAUCAGCAAGUGCCGGUGGAACCGCUGUUGGUGGCUUAUUUUGGCAACUUCUUGCUCAAGGGAUGGAUUCUUUCCGAGAUGAUUACGAAGUGAUUUUAGCUGAGAGUACCUCAACAUCAACUUUGAUUUCUCAAGAGUCUCGAAAACUAAAACGAAUUCGCAAGAUGUACGCCAGACUUCUCAAACAUUGA
Vicia faba (fava bean) is the source of this 1206-nucleotide messenger RNA. The record is from the annotation of a GenBank genome assembly. Lineage: Eukaryota; Viridiplantae; Streptophyta; Magnoliopsida; Fabales; Fabaceae.